CUUCUUCAACUUCAGUGUCACCUUCUCCUACUACCAAACCAUUUACAUCCCUGACUUCACCACAUAUUUUUACAUCUACUUUACUUUAUUCAUCUUUAACAAAUACUGCAACAACAACUCCUGUAGUAACCUCUUCAUCACUUUCCACAAAACCUACAAGAAUAUCUUCUUCAACAUCUCCCAUCACCAAAUCAGUCUGGACAACCUCUCAGAAGGAAGCAGACAGCCUCGUUACCAGGCUGUCUUCACCCGGUGUGAAGACAUCUUCUAGGGAAACAGCAGCAAUAAUUGGAGUUGGAGUGGCUGGGACUGUACUAGGAAUCACUGCCAUACUAGUGCUUGUGGUGCUUAUUUACAUCAUCAAAAGAAGAUACAUCAAGUCGUGAGUUUGGCCGUGUAUAUACCGCUGCUUGAAAGAUUUAUUAAACUUGCUCAUUUUUCUGCUAAAGGGAAUGUAGCAGCAGUAUGUAAGGGAUAAAACUGAUAGGGCCUUAAGUUUUAGCAACGUUCCCUUUAUUACAAAAAAAGUUGCAGAAGCCAGUCAAGGAUCAACAAUAAUUUUCCCCUCCAAGAACUAACAUUGAUUCAUGAUACAGAUACAGAAGCCUCGGUUCCCCACUCCCCCGGAAUUCCUCGGAACGAGGCUAACAUUAUGACAGCAGAAUCAGGGCUAGAUGACUUGGGUGGUAUAGAGAACGAUAACAUAGAACACCUCAAAACAGAUCUCGAUAGAAAAGGGAUGAUUGUCCCUAAGCAGCUUCUUGAACUUUCAUCUGUUGUUGGACAAGGAGAGUCAGGUCUGGUGUAUCGUGGCUAUAUUAACUAUGCCUCUGGCAAAAAAAUUGUUGCUGUGAAAACAUGUAAAGCCUUAUCUUGGGCAAGUGAUAUGGAGAGACUGAUGAAAGAAGUAUCUGUCAUGUUCUCUUUCCGUCACUGUAAUAUAAUGCCACUGAUUGGAGUGUGCUUUGAUAAAGGGGCUCCCCUAAUAAUUAUGCCCUUUAUGACGGGUGGAACUGUGUUGGAAUAUGUGAGACGACACAAAGAAAGCCUGCAUUGCACAUCCACCUCUGAAGUGAAAACUGCCAUGAACACGUGUCUGGGUAUGUGUCUUCAAAUCAGUAAGGGUAUGGCAUAUCUUACUGACCAGAGAUUUGUCCAUCGUGACCUUGCAGCAAGGAACUGCAUGAUUGAUAGGAAUGGUGUUGUUAAAGUGGCUGAUUUUGGACUAACAGAAGAUGUAUACAACACUAAAUACCUCAGUGUCGAGGUAAGUGAAGAGAGACUGCCAAUCAGAUGGAUGGCCCCUGAAAGCAUCGAGAGCAACAUGUUUAACGAGAAAACUGAUGUUUGGUCAUAUGGAGUGACAUGUUGGGAGAUAUUCACAUGUGGAGGAGUACCUUAUGCUGGUAUUCAUCCUAUGAUUGUUCUAAGAGAGGUCCGAUCUGGCAAGAGAUUAGAAAGGCCCAGUAACCUUGCCUGCUGUGAUGAGAUUUGGGAUAUGAUGGAAUCAUGUUGGGCAGGACAUCCUAUUCAACGUCCAAAGUUUGUCAGUCUCACAAAACUGUCCUCUGGGCUCCUGGAAAAACACUCAGACUAUACGAAACUGACUCAUGUAAUAAUAUAGAAAGCUUACUCUUAGCAAUUUUUGGUUAGCUACUUAUAUAUAACAAUGUAUGCAGUUAUUAUCUGUGGAGUUGUAGCUACACAAGUGGAAGUCAUUUCUUCAGAGGGAUAAUAUAGAGAUGGCUCGAAGCACCAAAAAGGAAGGAACAAGGGUUUGUUAAAACGCAAAGACUACAUGAUACCAUCCCUUUAUCUUUUCUUGAUAUUAUUUUGCUACGUAGGUGGUACGGCUCUCUGCGCGACCUAGUCUCUGCUGCUCCAAAUCUUGAGCAGAAGAACCUAUUUUAUGCACCCGCGGCAGAUUCUUCGGUUUCGUCGUCCGCAAGUCCAUCCGCGGAACUAUGGCUACAACGCAUGUCUCAACUACUUAGUAACGGAGGUAGAAAGGCAAGGCAAGGCAAACUAAUCAACUACACCAAGAACACUAGAAAGAAGAAGAGCUGCCCUGGGUGGGAUUGGAACCCACGACACUCUGCAGUCUAGGCAAGCGCUCUACCAACUGAGCUACCAGGGCAACUCAGCUGGUAAGGGGCUUUUCUGCUUGUGUAUAGUGUGUGGCAUAAACGACUAUAGACAGACCAAAAUGUCUCUGGCGGUGCGACUGAAAGAACACAAGCGAUCAGUUUUUAACGAUGACAGGAGAGCAUCUGCUUUAGCAGAACAUGCUAUUGAUCCGGGACACACAAUAGACUGGGAGAAUGCUUCAGUUCUUGGUUUAUGCAGGGGCGUAGACACAAAUCAAAACGUGGGG
This is a messenger RNA of Geodia barretti, 2374 nucleotides long. The record is from the annotation of a GenBank genome assembly. NCBI's taxonomy places the organism in Eukaryota, Metazoa, Porifera, Demospongiae, Tetractinellida, Geodiidae.